Plasmodium knowlesi strain H is the source of this 3093-nucleotide messenger RNA. Its product is annotated as conserved protein, unknown function. NCBI's taxonomy places the organism in Eukaryota, Apicomplexa, Aconoidasida, Haemosporida, Plasmodiidae. Gene Ontology annotation, cellular component: axoneme. The transcript has a single exon. The record is from RefSeq and is a predicted model, not a curated record. Gene Ontology annotation, biological process: cilium movement; inner dynein arm assembly; cilium-dependent cell motility. Bases 1 to 3093 code for a protein of 1030 amino acids.
AUGAAAAAGAGGAAAGCGAAAAAAAAAGGCAGAGAUGUUGUGAGGGAGGGUAGUCAACUUGGUCAUGUAGGAAGGGAGGAUAAGGAUGGAUACGGCGACACGAGGGAUAUCAUUAUAGAGAGGGAAAUGUCCUGGGUUGGGGAUAUCUCGAAAGGGGAGACCAGGAACAUGAAUGUGGAAGGGGAAGUCUCAGCCAAAACGAUGAGCAGGGCCACAAAUGGAGAACCCAUUUCGGAUGGGGGUCAACAGAUCCCCGGAGAAAAUCAAGAAUACUACAAGUACUACGAAGAAACGUUGCGGGGGGAAGAGGAAGAAGAAAUGAGCGAUAUAUCGACAGACGAAAUGUUGAGUGGCAUGGAAAGUGAUACGGACAUGUCGGAGGAAGUGAAGCAGUUUACCUCAGAAGGAAAACUUAUUUACAAGCAUUUUUAUAAUGAGGAUAUUACUUCCUUGUCGGAGGAGAUACAGGAGAAGGAAAAGAUGGUGGAACAAAUUAAUAAGACAGUAUGGAAAUUAAAAAAUAGAUACCUCAAGUUGGAAAAACACAUCAACAAUAAGAAGAAGGAAGUAACGAGAAAGAGAAAAAUAGUGGAAGAGAAGAAAAAACUCGAAGAAGAAGAAAAUGGAAUGUGUGUAAAUAUUCAAGCGAAAAAUCAGUUCUUGAUAAAACAGAAUGAAAAGCUAAAAUAUGAAAGAGAAAAAAACAAUGAAAAAAUUAUAAAAACACAGAACGACCUUAUACAGUGUGAAAACAGCAUAGAAGAAAUGAAGGAGAAAUUAAUCGACAAGGAGAAGGAACUAAAAGAAUGGACCCUCCAAAUUGAUAAGUUACAAAAGGAAGAAUUCGAAGUGGAGAAGUUCGUCCUCUGUCAAGACAAGGAAAUUGAAAAUAUAACCUACAAAUUGGAAAAGCUAAAUCUGGAGAAAGUAGAACAAGAAAAAAAAAUCAACAAAAUGAAAACAAAAAAUUUGCAGCUACAUAUGGAGUUGCAAGAAACCAUAAAAGAAAAUGAGAAAAUGGAAGAAGAAAAAAAAAAACUUGGAACCAAAUGGAAAUGUAUUGUGGACACUAUAAAUAAUAGGGACCAUACCAUUUUCAAAUUUCAAGAGGAGUUCACGAAAUAUACAAAGAAAAGAGAAAAACUAACGAAUAAAUGUAAGUCCAUAAAUGAACACAUCGAAAUGCAAAAGGGAAAGAAUGAACUUCUAAAUGAACAACUAAAAAGGAAAGAAACGAAGAUAAACAGAAUAAAGAAAGAACAGAGCAAAGUUCAAGAGGAACUGAAAAAGGCAUAUGAAGAGAAGGAUAUUUUGCUGAAAGAUUUCGAAUGCGAAAAAAUCACAGCCAAGGAAAAGUUAGAAGAAAAAAAUAAUCUCCAAGUUACUUUAACUGAUUUGGGAAAGACACUCCAUAAGCUAGUUCAAUCAUUUGAAGAAUCCAAGAGGGAAUACACAAAGGAAGAACUAAACAAUGUGGAGAAGAACCAACUUAUCAAGUCAAGCGAGGAUAUACUAAUCGAACAGAAUGGAAUACUAACAAAGCUGAAUGCAAAAAUAAAAAUGCUCGAUGAAGAAAAAUUUAAAUUACAGGAACAUUUACAGAAAAGCAAAAACGAAUAUACCACCUUGGAAGCAGAUAUGGUUGGCACUCAAAUAAAAAUUAAGCAAAUGAAAAGUAACAUAAAAAAGAUGGAACAAGAAUUGGAAAGGCAGAAGGAGAUUCUAUACAAGUUUGACUUCCAAACACAGGUGCUAACGAAGAAACUUAAUGUCGCCUCCGGGAUUAGCACCUUUGAAAAAAAAAAAAAAUGCCAAAAAGAAAUAGACACUCUGGAGAAGGAGUUUAACAGGUAUGAAGAAAUAUACACCACUCUUAACAACGAAAUGAAGCGAAUCAAUGUGGAGCUGAAAAAUAUAAAAAAUCAGCAGAUGUGCAUGAAGGAUGAGAAGGCAAAUAUUUUGCAGGACACAGAAAAACUGGAACUUGAAAUUAAAUCCCUAGAAAGUACCGUCCUUGCUCAAAAUAAAGAAAAAGAAAAUGUCAUGCUCAUCGAAAUGAACCUAAAAAUCGAGUUAGACAAAAUGAAAGAAAAUUUUUCCAACAAUUUAGAUAGCUUAAAUGUUUUGAAAAAGGAGAAAAAAAAAAAGGCCCAAAAUGAAAAGCUAAGCGAACAAGAUUUCAAUGCACAUGUGGACUCGCUCAAAGUGAUCGUAAAAAAUAUGGCCGACGAAUUGCAUAAGCUAAAUAUGCAAGUGCACGAGAAGAAAAAUAGGUGUAACAAUUUGGAGCUCAAGUUGGACUCUAUCAAUAUCCGCAACGGGGAGGAAGACCAACAUCAGCAAGAACAAAAGGAUCAAGCUAGCGGACAGGAUCAACCCAACCCUCAAGACAACAAACACAUUUUCUACAAAAUAAAGAUAGAAGAAGACAUAUCCAAGCUGAAGCAGGAGAUAGAGACUCUAGAUGAACAUAUAGAGAAAGAAAACCAACAGAUGGAGCAGUUCCAGAAGACGCUAAACGAGAUCAUUCAGACGAACAAAAUCUUCAGCGAUAAUAUAAAAUGUAUAAAUCCUGAAUACAAAGAACUUUUAAAAAAAAAAAAUAAAUUAAAUAAAAAGUGCAACCAAAUUAAGGAGGAUAUUGCAUCAGUAGAGAAGGAUAUAAGUGAAUACAAGAAAAAAAUCAACACCGUACAAAGAGAGUUGAAUUAUGUUCUCACAGAUGUUAAAAGUGUAGAAGAUAAAGUCACCGCUUUGCAGGAAAAUAGCCGUAAAAUGGAAGGAAUUAUCAAUGACAUAUUCAUCAAAAUUGAGAGAGCCUCAAAUCAGCUGCGCUCCAUUGUCGGUGGGAAGAAGAAGCCUAUGAGCAGUCAGUUGGACGCGGCCCUGAGCGAUCAGGAUGAGGAGGAAACCCCAACGGGAAGAAGCGCAGACCAGGCAGAAAAGCAUGUCUCACUAGAAAAGAAAGUCUUCAAGCAAAUACAAAUGGAGUCUCUAAAGGAGAAACUCGCUCUCCUCCUUGAGUGCUUCAAAAGUCACGGUGAUAACGCAGUCGUUCGGGAGAUUUACCAAGUUAUAGAGGUCUCUGAAUAA